Molecule: messenger RNA, 1926 nt
Organism: Fraxinus pennsylvanica
Lineage: Eukaryota; Viridiplantae; Streptophyta; Magnoliopsida; Lamiales; Oleaceae
Source: the annotation of a GenBank genome assembly
AUGUCCUUAUUGGUGCAUUUGUUUCUUGCCAAGUCGAGUGUCAAUCUGGUACAGUACAGUACAAUCACGGCCUUCACCGAGGAUUUUAAUUACCCGACCACACCCAGCAGAAAGGGUGCUGAAUAUAGGAAGUUGUGGGGAAAGGUGAAGUCUUUGGAGCCCUUGCAGCCCUUUGCAAUACCAAGAAGCACAUACCCUGCUCCAAAUGAGUUGAACAAUGGUUUCAUUUAUGCUAAGGUUUCUGGUGGCUUUGACAAGAUUAGAACCUCGAUCUGCGAUUUGGUCACUGUGUCAAGGCUCCUAAAUGCUACCCUUGUUAUACCUGAGAUUCAAGAAAGUACACAAUCGAAAGGCAUCAGUUCCAAGUUCAAGAGUUUUUCGUAUCUUUAUAAUGAAAAGCAAUUUAUAGCAGCUUUAACAAAUGAUGUGACCGUCGUACAUGACCUACCAUUUGGCUUUAAGGAGGCCAGGAAGCGCAAGCAGUUUCCAAUUUUCAAACCAAAAAGUUCUGCUUCUCCCAGUUUUUACUUUCAGGAAGUUUUGCCAAAAUUAAAGAAAGCAAAGGUCAUUGGCUUACUAACUGAUGGAGGAUGCUUACAGUCUGUCCUUCCACCGAGCUUGGCUGAGUAUCAGAGGCUCAGAUGUCGAGUUGCAUUUCAUGCACUUCGUUUCCGCCAAGAAAUUAUUGCGCUUGGGCAUCAGAUGGUAGAAAGGUUGCGAGGUUCUGGUCAACCCUAUCUAGCUUAUCACCCUGGUCUGGAGAGGGAUUCCCUAGCAUAUCAUGGUUGUGCCGAACUUUUUCAGGAUGUGCACACAGAACUUAUACAAUAUCGACGGGCACAGAUGAUCAAAAAAGGAAUUAUAAAUGAAAAACUGCAUGUAGAUUCACACGCUCGAAAAGGAAACGGAUCAUGCUCAUUUAUGCCAGAAGAGGUUGGACUUUUCCUUCGAGCUAUGGGUUAUCCUCCUAGAACACGAAUAUACUUGGCAGGUUCUGAAAUAUUUGGUGGUCAAAGGGUUCUGAUUCCUUUACGUGCCAUGUACACCAACUUAGUGGACCGUACUUCUUUGUGCAGUAAACAAGAUCUGGCCAAUGUGUUCGGCCCAGAAACUCAACUUCCUCUCUAUUCUUUUGAAUUUCCACCAACAAAAAGUGCCAAACAACUGAAAGAAGAAUGGGAAAAGGCUGGCCCUCGUCCCAGGCCUCUUCCUCCUCCUCCGGGCCGGCCUUUAUACCGACAUGAAAAAGAAGGUUGGUAUGGCUGGAUUGCUGAGAAGGAUAAGGAGCCAGAGCCCUCGCCCAAUGAUUUGAGAGCCCGAGCGCACCGUUUACUGUCCGAUGCUCUGGAUUAUAUUGUCUCUGUAGAAGCUGAUGCAUUCUUUCCUGGUUUUAACGAUGAUAGCAGAUCGUCAGACUUUUCCAGCUUGGUUAUGGGACACCGUCUCUAUGAGAUGGCAUCUAGCAGAACAUAUCGACCUAACAGGGAAUUUCUUGUUAAACUCUUGAAUACUACCGGCAAUAAUCUUUACCGUCCUCCACAUCCACACAAUUGGACCUUCUCCGUAAGAGAGCAUCUUAACAAAAGUGCAGCCGAGGAGGGCGUUAUGCGGGAAUUUCAUCUAUCAAGACCGAAUUCUUUCCUUUCUCACCCCAUCCCCGAAUGCUCAUGUACAACUGUCAAGACUGACGAGAUCCCACAUUCACAGAAGGACAGUGACAUCCAUAUUCUGUAUGGGCAACUAGAAAAGUGCCCCAAAUGGAUCGAGCAAGGUCUGACAGCAGCCGGAUCACAAGAGAACAUUGCUUAUGAGACUGAUACGCUAGAUGAUGAACCGGAUCUGUUACAACUGGAAUCGGAUGGAAAUAACGAAGUUGACACCAUCCCUUCCUUGGAACAGGACGAGGAAAUGGAUCCCAACGAUUAA